CCGGCAUUCGGCAGUAGUUGAAUAAAUAGUGCUAAACUUGGAUAGUGACCAGAUAAAUUUUGCAUAUCUUGUGCAGUUGGAGUCAUGGGAGGUUAUGCGUGGGUUACGUUGGCGACUAACGAUUCCUAUUCGUUAGGAGCUUUGGUUUUGGCCAAUUCCCUAAAACAACUAGGAACAAGCCAUCAGUUGGUAGUUCUUGUAACUCCCGGAGUUACAAAUGCUAUGAGACAAAAGUUAUCAGCGACUUUUAAUGUCGUCCAAGAAGUAAAUAUUUUAGAUUCAAAAGAUGAAACAAACCUGCGACUGUUAAAAAGACCUGAAUUAGGUGUAACAUUCACUAAAUUACACUGCUGGCGUCUUACACAGUUCGACAAGUGUGUAUUUUUGGAUGCAGACACAUUGGUAUUACGUAAUUGUGAUGAGUUGUUUGAUAGAGAAGAAUUGUCUGCUGCUCCAGAUGUGGGUUGGCCAGAUUGUUUUAAUUCUGGAGUAUUUGUAUAUCGCCCAUCUAAUGAAACAUACGAAAAGUUGGUGCAAUUCGCCCUAGAAAAAGGAAGUUUCGAUGGUGGAGAUCAAGGGCUUCUUAACUUAUACUUCUCAGAUUGGGCCACCAAAGAUAUUAGCAAACACUUACCGUUCAUUUAUAAUAUGUGUUCGACAGCGUGUUAUUCUUAUUUACCGGCUUUUAAACAAUUUGGUGUCGAUGCAAAAAUUAUUCAUUUCAUUGGCUCUUCUAAACCUUGGCUACAAUAUUUUAAUACCGAAACUAGAAAAGUUCAACCUUCUUCUGAUGUAAAGCAUUUGGAAGGUAUUCUUCAACACUGGUGGAACAUAUUCUGCUCUUUAAUUCAUCCACAAUUGACCACAGAAAUGCCUAAUGAAGGUAGAUGUGAUGAAUGUAAGGCUCGAAGCAGUUCAGAUGUUACGCACACUAGUUUGUCCUCUUGCACUUCUCAGAAUUACGAUAAACCCCAAAUAAGCACCAAAAAUAUAGUUUGGGAUCCUUGGGAGGAAUACGAUCAAAAGCAAUCCCAGAUCCUUCCUCAAGAAUAUUCUUUUCCUGAAGAAAUAAGAGUCCCGUUUAAUCCAGUCCACAAAAUACAAGAAACACACAUUUUUCGUCCAUCAAAUCUAACAUCGCAGCCUUUUUUUAAUUCACAGCUUUCACAAAUAAAGCCUAUUGAAUCUCACAAUACAAAUGCAUAUGAUAGGGAUGAACGUCCCCAAUCUCCGAUCCAGAAUGUAUUUCAAAAAUCGAAAUCGUCUUCCUUUCAAAACAACAAAUCUCUAAACUCCUUACAACAGUCUCAUUUACCAGUAGAAAUUCCUACGAAAGUUGUAACUUCACCUCCGGAAAUUGUGCAAAACUAUGCACCCCCAACUUCUUCAGAUCCUAUUUAUUCCUGUCAAGAUGCACAACUGCAAUCUCAGCUUUUGAUAUGUGUACCUAAUCCUGCCUCACCAACUCCUCAUGUGCAUUCAAACGAAAGCGAAGCUGCCGCUACUGUUUAUAAAGAGCCUACAUUGCACGUGGCCCCUUGUGAAGACGAAUCUAGUAGUGGACUCGCUGGUGCUUUUGCCCAACUAACUUUAGGUGCGCCCAGAACAGCCGAACAAUGUGCUCUUGAUGAUCACUUGCGACGACAAGGAUGGGAAGUUGGUAAUAUCGACUAUAUGGGAAGGGAUUCCUUUGAUAAUAUUUGGAGUAAAAUUUGUGAAACUCUAUCUGCUGGAUUACCUUCAGCGCCAAAAACUACAGAUGCAACACCAUCUCCGACUGUACGAGAAUCAGAGAAAAGUGCCAGUGAAGCAGAAGCUCAACCGUCACCUCAGACGACAUCUUUUCAAGAUUCCACAUCUGCAGCACCUAUCUCUCAAAGUAUUCCUUUAGAAUCUCAAAUUAUUUCGGAAAGUAAAGCUUCCCCAGAGACUCCGGUAAAGACGCCUGGUGCUUCAGAAGGAAGCUUUGCACUUGUAACCCCAGAAAGUGGGGACUUACAGUGUCCAUUGAGAGUUGCUGAACAACCAAAAGAAAUUGCUGAAGUUGUUCAACAAGUUGCUGCCACUGAACCGCCAGUAGCUCCCGUACUUAAGACUGCAGAAGAGAAAAUCGCAUCACCACAAGAAGGACAGGCUUCUGUAAGCCCUCCUACAGCUCCUACAAUUCAACCUUCUGUCGAAGCUGCUCCUACAUCUCAAACUUCUGGUGAAACUGUUACAAGUUCUACGCCUGCAGAAAGUCCUUUAUCUUCUCAACCUUCCAGUGAACUUCCCCCUGCGUCAUCACCUUCCGUUGAAACUCCCGCAACACUGCAACCUUCAGGUGAAACUCCUACAGCGCCGCAACCUUCAAGUGAAAUUUCUACGACACCCCAACUUUCUGGUGAAACUCCUCUAACGCUUCAGACUUCCAGUGAAGUUCUUUCAACGUCUCAAUCUCUCGCUGAAGCUCCUACACUCUCUCAACCUUCUAUUGAAACUCCACCUUCUCCUGGUGUACCUCAACUACCAGAAGUUGCACCUCAGCAACCAGAAGUCGCACCUCAACAACCAGAAGUUGCACCUCAACAACCAGAAGUUGCACCUCAACAACCAGAAGUUGCGCCUCAACAACCAGAAGUUGUACCUCAACUUUCAGAAGUUGUACCUUCUCAACCUGUUGCUGAAACUGCUCUAAUUUCUCCGCCUGCCACGGAAGCUCCCGCUCCUUCCAAACUAUCAAAAGAAGUUCUCUCUCCCAUUGCACAACCUACCACAGAAUGUACCCCUAUCUCCAAACCGCCAACGGAAGUUGAAACUCCCCCUUCUUCUCAAGCUGAUACCGAAGGUCUUCCUUCUCCUAAAGCUGUCACUGGAGCUUCCAAAUCUGAAGUUCCAUCUACUCAACCUUCUACUGAAAUCCCACCCAUUUCGCCACUUUCCACUCAAGUUCCUCCCAGUACUAAAUCUACAGCGGAAAUUGUGAAACCUCCUAUUGAAGCUUUAUCGUCUCAACCUUCAGCCGAUACUGCGCUUUCUCAACCGUCUACUGAAACGCCUUCUACGACUAAACCAAAACAGCCUUCUAUCGAGUCUCCUUCCACCGUUACGGAAACUCCCGCAGCUGAAACUUCUGCCCCCGAACCUUCGGUUGUAGUUCCUCCAACCUCCAAACCUGCACCGUCUGCUGAAGUUUCAACGCCUUCAAAAGUGGACAGCCCACCCUCCGACACAGAUAAAUCUAAAUCUGUGACCGAGCAGUCGAAAGCGGCGCCCAAACCGAAGCCGGAAUCUACAAGUGCAGCUUCUUCUGUAUCGCCUACUCCUCCUCCUCGCAAAACAGGAGGCGGUGGAAAGAAGAAGUCAAAAAAAUAAUUGCACUAUUUUGGUACCAACGCGUCCUGUGCUUUAGAGCUUUUCACUGUAAGUUUGCAUUGCAAAUUAACGAAAUAGUUUGAAGCAAACUCGAUAAUGUUUAUUUUGUAUUAUUUAUUUAUCAUGAUUUCGAUUGUUGAUUUAUACUUUUUUCUUGGUGUUGUUUGGUAAUAAAUCAUUUUGUCAGCA
Messenger RNA from Zophobas morio, 3543 nucleotides. RefSeq names its product mucin-2-like. Gene Ontology annotation, molecular function: glycosyltransferase activity. The record is from RefSeq and is a predicted model, not a curated record. Gene Ontology annotation, cellular component: cytoplasm. The coding region runs from base 85 to 3354 and encodes 1089 amino acids. Lineage: Eukaryota; Metazoa; Arthropoda; Insecta; Coleoptera; Tenebrionidae. The transcript is spliced from 11 exons.